Sinocyclocheilus grahami is the source of this 946-nucleotide messenger RNA. Its product is annotated as ELMO domain-containing protein 2-like. Bases 1 to 552 code for a protein of 183 amino acids. Gene Ontology annotation, cellular component: membrane. Gene Ontology annotation, molecular function: GTPase activator activity. The transcript has 5 exons. The record is from RefSeq and is a predicted model, not a curated record. Lineage: Eukaryota; Metazoa; Chordata; Actinopteri; Cypriniformes; Cyprinidae.
AUGUGCGAGGCUUCCGAGGUUCUCAGUUCUGACUGGUUUGUGUUUGUUUUCUGUCAGUUGUGGGAUCUGUUAAUGCCGUCAGUGAAGCUGGAAUCGAGGAUCACUAAGCAGUGGGGAAACAUUGGUUUCCAGGGCGACGAUCCCAAGACUGAUUUCAGAGGGAUGGGGAUGCUGGGCCUCGCAAACCUCCUUUUUUUCAGUGAGAAUUACACAGACGCAGCCCGGCAGGUUCUGUCACACGCGAAUCACCCCAGACUAGGGUACUCGUAUGCCAUAGUGGGCAUCAAUCUGACAGAGAUGGCAUACAGCUUAAUGAAGAAUGAUGCUCUGAAGCCUCAUUUCUAUAACACAGUACCUGGAAAACCCCAAAUGCAGCACUUCCAUCAGUUCUACUGUUACCUGGCGUUUGAGUUUGAUAAGUUCUGGUUGGAAGAGGAGCCGGAGAGCAUCAUGGAGUUCAAUCGCUACAGGGAGAAGUUCCACGACAAGGUCAAAGGUCAACUUCAGAUGCCUGAGGUCACGCUUCUCAUGACCGUGGACCAAGAAAAGUGAUUCCAGCAUAAUUUCACAGACAAAAGGAAACCGCAACAGUUAAUUUUCUCUUCUUUUUCCAUUAACUUCAUGAUAGUUUUUAAGUUAGGAAAUGUACAACGUGCAUGAAGCUUUAUUUGAAUAUUAAUAAUUAAACAGCUGUAUAAACUGUACAUCAAGGGUGCAUAGCUGGUUGUUUAGCUACAUUGACCUGGUCAGGGAAAAGACUUACACUAAGUAUUAUUAAUAAUACUUUCAAAGUGAUAUUUUAAACUCUCCAAUGAACAGAUUGGAGUCCCUUCACACUUGAACGUUUUGGUCGUGGUCACGUGACUCCUCCUCCUUCAUCUUUACCCAUCUCAGGAAGAUGAUGUUCAUAAGAUGUUAGGAAGUUGUUGUUUCUUCUGUAUGCAGA